CCACGCGACCGUGCUCGGCCCCGGGGCUGCCCGGGGGUUCGCGAGCCCCAUGGGCGCCGGCCGGGCGUCGGGGGAGCAGUGGCAGCCGCUCCGGCACUCGCCUUUCGCCGCGGGCGUUCAGCUGCAGCCGCCAGACGGGCCCGGGGACGCCGGGCCGGAGGAGCUGGAGGAGGACGAUGCAUUUACCGGAGUGCACGUGCCGGCGGCCGCCUUCCUGAGCUCCGGGACCCCCGGGGGCGGGAGCGGCAGUCGGGGCCGCCUCAACUCGUUCACUCAGGGAAUCCUACCCAUCGCCUUCUCCAGGCAGACCUCGCAGAACUACUGUUCGCUGGAGCAGGCGGGUCCGGGGAGCGGCUCCAGCGCCUUCGAGCAGCUGCAGAGGUCCCGACGUCGCCUCAUCUCCCAGCGAUCAUCCUUGGAGACCCUGGAAGACAUUGAGGAGAACGCCCCUCUACGGAGAUGUCGAACUCUCUCAGGUUCCCCCAGACCAAAGAACUUUAAGAAGAUUCAUUUUAUCAAGAAUAUGCGGCAGCAUGAUACCAGGAAUGGCAGAAUAGUCCUUAUCAGUGGCAGAAGAUCCUUCUGUAGUAUAUUUUCAGUGCUGCCGUAUCGGGACAGUACCCAAGUUGGAGAUUUGAAGCUGGAUGGAGGGAGACAAUCAGCAGGAGCCGUGAGCCUGAAAGAGAUCAUCGGCCUGGAAGGCGUGGAGCUGGGUGCCGACGGGAAGACUGUUUCUUACACCCAGUUUCUGUUGCCCACGAAUGCCUUCGGAACACGGAGAAACACCUUAGACUCCACGUCCUCCUUCUCCCAGCUCCGUACCCUGAGCCACCGCAGCCUCUCCAUCGGCCGGGCGAGCAGCACCCAGGGGAGCCUCGACACGGGUAGCGACCUGGGAGACUUUAUGGACUACGACCCGAAUCUCCUGGAUGACCCCCAGUGGCCUUGUGGCAAGCACAAGCGAGUUCUCAUCUUCCCUUCGUACAUGACCACAGUGAUUGACUACGUGAAGCCCUCCGAUCUCAAGAAGGACAUGAACGAGACCUUCAAGGAGAAGUUCCCUCACAUUAAGUUAACACUCAGCAAAAUCCGGAGCCUGAAACGAGAGAUGCGGAAGCUCGCCCAGGAGGACUGUGGCCUCGAGGAGCCCACGGUGGCCAUGGCAUUUGUCUACUUUGAGAAGCUCGCCCUCAAGGGAAAACUGAACAAACAGAACCGGAAGCUUUGUGCCGGCGCUUGCGUGCUCUUAGCGGCCAAAAUCGGAAGCGACCUCAAAAAGCAUGAAGUCAAGCAUUUAAUUGACAAACUGGAAGAGAAGUUCCGGCUGAAUCGACGAGAACUGAUCGCCUUUGAGUUCCCAGUGUUGGUGGCCUUGGAGUUUGCCCUUCACCUCCCAGAGCACGAAGUUAUGCCUCACUACAGACGCUUGGUCCAGAGCUCCUAGCACAGGCCUCUUGGGAGGGCCAGGGACCAUUCCUUCUGAGCCCGGGGUGGUAGCACCAUACUACUGGAAAUGCAGAACUAGAACUCGACAUAGCAAACUUGUUUUCCUCUCAACAUUUGUUUCUGUACAGAAGCCGUACCGGGAACUUUUCAGGGAGUCUUCCAUCUGGCUAGACGAGAUGGGCAGUGAGCUGAUUACUGCUCAACCAGGAAGGGGAGACCCAUUCAGAAGAUGGCUUCCCCAGCAGGAGCACGAGGCCCCACUGGGACUCCCUUGCAGCCACACCCAGACCUUGCAGGCGUGGUCCAGGGCCUUCUCUCCGGACCCGUUCCAACUCAGAGUGCGAAGUCCUAGAGCAGAUCGUGGAAGAGAAUUCGUGGAAGUAGGGGGAAAGCUUCUAGAAAAUUCCCUCACUGUAUCGAAAGAGCGUGCCAAUCUAUUUUUAUAGCCGCUGUUGGAAGUGCACUUUCCCUUGGAGGAGUGUAUGGAGAAGCGUGAGAGUCUGUGUGUUUGAGAGAUGCUGAAUCAGCCUCCACCUGCAAAGCCAGCCCCACCUGUGGACCCCAGCCUGGAGUCAUACUGACCUUCGGCAGUUGUUUCUAGAUAAAUCUCUGGAUAACCAUCACUCUCUCCAUACCAGAUGGAUAUCCUCUGCCCUUAGAAAAUCAUAUAGUUUCUGUUUCUGCCCCCAUUACCACUAACGGGACAGAGGCGACAAGUUGUCACUGUCAGACGGGCUGCGUGGAAAGGUGUGGCGUGCGACACUGUGUACCUUUCCACUGUCACACCUUGUGUGUGCAUUGAACCUUUGCACUUUUCUCCUGUGGACAGGCUGGGGCUGGGCUCCGUGGUGUGUAUUCCUGUGCUCUAUGUUAGAGUGCAUCACAGGCACAUUUCUUGUGCUAUCUAUCUAUAUCUAUAUAUAUAUAUAUAUAUAAAGUGUUUUAUAAAAUCCAGAAUAGGGAUAAGACGCAUGGUUGGUGUCUUGAGACUUUUUGACAUCUGGGACAAACUGCCUCUUGAACUGAGGUUGAGUCGAUCAAAGAGGCAGCAACUCUUAGCAUCACCAUGUCCCCAGGGCUGUUAGUGCAGAGGUUUCAUUGCAACUUGUACCAAUUUACUGGGGCAACCUGCACGGAGGCCUCUCAACAUGUCAUCACCUCGUAGCUGCUAGAGAGGUGCCUGCUGGGAUUCACCUGACACAAGGAAGCCUGUGGCCCUGUAAAAAGAGAAUUAAAAUAUUUUAUGAUUUCUA
This is a messenger RNA of Odocoileus virginianus texanus, 2699 nucleotides long. RefSeq names its product Cdk5 and Abl enzyme substrate 1 (gene CABLES1). NCBI's taxonomy places the organism in Eukaryota, Metazoa, Chordata, Mammalia, Artiodactyla, Cervidae. Gene Ontology annotation, cellular component: cytosol. The record is from RefSeq and is a predicted model, not a curated record. Gene Ontology annotation, biological process: nervous system development; regulation of cell cycle.